Leptidea sinapis is the source of this 744-nucleotide messenger RNA. Its product is annotated as translation initiation factor IF-2-like. The coding region runs from base 1 to 744 and encodes 247 amino acids. The record is from RefSeq and is a predicted model, not a curated record. Lineage: Eukaryota; Metazoa; Arthropoda; Insecta; Lepidoptera; Pieridae. The transcript has a single exon.
AUGAUCAUUGCACUUAUUUUUGCAGGUGUAACUAAAGAAGAACGUAGCACAGACUCCAAGCCUGAGCAGUCGGGCUACGCCCCUUUGAUUUUACCUCCUCCAAUUGGAGGUCCCCUACCCCUCGACCAUGGUGCUGGACUAGGCAGUGGUGCCGCCAUCAACAGUGCAGGAGCAGCCAGUGCAGCUCAACUCAGUGCUAUCCAGAACGCUCAAGCAGCACAAGCCGCUCAGAUCGGAAACGCCGCUGCCGCCGGUAUCCAGAAUGCCCGCGCUGCAGAAAGUGCCGCAAGAGCAGGACAAGCCAACGCUAUUCAAAAUGCUCAAGCACUCGACGCGACUCGUAUCGCAAACGUACAAAGAGCUCAAGCAGCGGCCUAUGAAAAUGCAAGAGCUGCUGAUGCGGCAAGACGGGCUGCUGCAGCAAGCGCGUUGGAACUUUCCCGAGCUGUAGAAGCAGAACGUGUUGCCAACGCAGCUCGAGUCCAAGCUGUUGCGAUCGCCAACGCCCGAGCUAUCGCAGCGGCCCGUAUCGCAAACGCGGCGAGAGCUCAAGCUGCCUCGGUAGCUGCAAGCGCUGCCCAAGCGCAAGCUGUAGCAGACUCUGUGGCUAGACAAGCUCAUGACGAUGGCUGGGUAGGAUCUCCCGUUAUCUCAGCUGGUCCGGUCUAUGCUUCCAUUCCAAGUAAUGGCUAUGAUGUCCAUGGUUAUGGAGGCUAUGGUUAUGGUCCCAGAUACUAUCACUAA